Molecule: messenger RNA, 1698 nt
Organism: Marmota flaviventris (yellow-bellied marmot)
Lineage: Eukaryota; Metazoa; Chordata; Mammalia; Rodentia; Sciuridae
Gene: Henmt1
Product: HEN methyltransferase 1
Biological process (GO): RNA methylation; siRNA processing; piRNA processing
Cellular component (GO): cytoplasm; nucleus
Molecular function (GO): RNA methyltransferase activity; O-methyltransferase activity
Source: RefSeq, a predicted model, not a curated record
CUGGAGUUAAAUACGGCUGCGGCUCUGCUUAAUCCGCUCCGUCCUCUGCUCUUUGCUUUUCUGCUUGGUGUGCUUCCUUCUCAAAGUUGAAUCGCUGCUGAUUCUCAGAUACAGAGCUUGAAUGAUAUAUAUCUGCAUUUGUUCUCAACAAAAUCUGGAAACAAGAUGGAAGAAGAGAAUGAACAGUGCAAUAGUGCGAUUGAUGGUAAUUUUGAAGAAGUUUGUCCUGAGAAAGUAAUUAAGUUUAAACCUCCACUAUACAAACAACGAUACCAGUUUGUUAGAGAUUUUGUGGAUCAACAUAAACCCAAGAAGGUUGCAGACCUGGGAUGUGGUGACACAGAGCUCCUAAGGCUGCUAAAAAUCUACCCAUGUAUUCAACGGCUUGUUGGAGUAGAUAUCGAUAAGGAAAAAUUGCAGUCAAAUGGGCAUCAGUUGUCUCCCUAUUUGGGGGAGUUUGUAAAGCCCCGAGAUCUGGAUUUGACUGUUAUCUUGUAUCAUGGCUCUGUUGUGGAGAGAGAUUCUCGUUUGCUUGGAUUUGACUUGAUAACAUGCAUUGAAUUAAUAGAACAUUUGGAUUCAGAUGAUCUGGCUAGAUUUCCCGAAGUGGUAUUUGGGUACCUGUCUCCAGCCAUGAUUGUCAUCAGCACACCAAACUCUGAAUUCAACCCGCUGUUUCCCACGGUGACCCUAAGAGAUGCUGAUCAUAAAUUUGAGUGGAACAGAAUGGAGUUUCAGACCUGGGCCUUACAAGUGGCAAAUCGUUAUCAUUACUCUGUGGAGUUUACUGGCGUAGGGGAACCACCAGCUGGAGCUGAGCAUGUUGGCUAUUGUACCCAGAUAGGUGUCUUCCGGAAAAAUAGUGGGAAGGUAACAGAAUUGUGCUUUCCAGAGCAGCAUGAUCAACAUGUUUAUGAAACUGUUUAUAAGACCUCCUACCCGAGUUUACAGCAGGAGAAGAUGCUCAAAUUUGUAUUGGUUGGGGAAGUGUUGAUACUAGUGGAACGGCUGAGAUUGAGACAGCAGCGAAUGCUGCGAGAACAGAAGGACUUGUGCAAUGACCCAGACAACACUGACUCUUCUGGUCCGCCCCAAGUACUGUUGGGAGCAGUCUUCACAGAGGCUGAAGAAGCCAGGAUAGAGAAUUCUCCAAAACCCUUCUGUGAAGGAGAUAAGUUUUUCGUACCCCUGCAAAGACUCCUUGCUUAUCCCAAAGUGCACCGCUUACGUGUGACUGAGGAGAGGAUGAGGUCACUCAUCUCAGACUCAGUGCAGCUGAGCAGUGAUGGUUCUGCAGUCAUGGACGACCUGUAUAAAUCUUGGGAUUAUCAGUUUGAAGAUUAUUGAGCCAUCUGCAUUUCCUGAAGUUCAAGGACUCCAUGAUAGUUUGGCUUACUUAGAAUUUAAACUUUGUAUUGUCAUAAUUCAAGUAACAUUUUAAAAGUUUUAACACAAGACACUCCUAAACUGGUGGACAGAUACGCCUGACUGCACUUUACCUGAGAGAGGUUUUAGGGUUUAACUAAAUGCAGUGUGUUUUCCUUUAUAAGUUGGAAUUUUUCUUUGUGUUCUCAAGAAUGAAGAAAUUGGAUAUGGUGAUGUACUAAUUUUGAACUCACCCUUUUUUUGGUGUUAGAGCCAUGUGUUGAAGUAGCAUUAAAAUUUUUUAAAGUGAUCAAAUACACUGUUUAAAACCUA